AUGUUCACUCCCCUCAAGUGCCUGGCAGUAGGCUCGACAACAACCGUAGCUUCUGCCAAACAGUUCCUUGAACGAGUUAAACAUCUGAAGUUAGAACCAAACGAAUCCAUGGUGUCCUUCGAUGUUGUCUCCCUCUUCACCUCCAUCCCACAGCAAUUAGCGAUCGGUGUUGUGGGGCAAAUUCUAAGCGUACGCUACGAAGAAAUCGACAAACCCCUGAGGUCUGAUCAUAUGCUCGAACUUCUACGACACUGCCUCAAGACCUACUUCAUAUUUGGUGGACAAAUGUCUUAA
Molecule: messenger RNA, 294 nt
Organism: Dibothriocephalus latus
Lineage: Eukaryota; Metazoa; Platyhelminthes; Cestoda; Diphyllobothriidea; Diphyllobothriidae
Source: the annotation of a GenBank genome assembly